Messenger RNA from Lecanosticta acicola, 1518 nucleotides. The record is from the annotation of a GenBank genome assembly. NCBI's taxonomy places the organism in Eukaryota, Fungi, Ascomycota, Dothideomycetes, Mycosphaerellales, Mycosphaerellaceae.
AUGGGUCUUCGCUUCCUGGAUCUGCCUUCUGAACUCCUCAUUGCGAUUACGGAACGAGCGGAUCUCAAGGACGCUCUGAACAUAAGACUUACGAGUAGAACAUUGGCAAAGGUCAAUGACUUCCUCUUGAAGGACAGGCAAGAAAGGCUUUAUCUUCAUCCCAGAAGUUUGGCAUGGGCUAUCGAUUUCUGCCACAAUGAAGGGGCAGACAAGUGGAGAGAUCAGGUGAAGGAGAUUGUCAUCAUAGGACAGAGUACGCCUGAUAUGCGAACGAGGGAUAUGGGGCCUGGACUGGGUGUUCAUGGUAUGUUGGAUUUCAAGUUGGAUUUUCAUGUAUGGGAUCAAUGGCCUCCAGAUCCCAAUGUGGUUAGUGAUGGCAAACGGGUAGUGCGACAGAGAGAUGUCGUUUAUCAGGACCUGAUUGAUUCGGAAUUCCACUCAUUCAGCGAGAACUAUGCCACGUUGCUGCGAGGACUGGCCAACUUACCGAUGGUAAACACGAUUCGAUACGCUGGCUCGACUCGCGAAUUUGGACCGGGGUUCUGCGGCGCGACGGAUGAGAGCGUGUACGGUAGGGCGAUGGAAAGACAGCAUUGGCAAGCGUGUUUUGGGAACGAAGGACAGCCGAAAAUGCAUUGGGCUCUGAGGACCGUCUGGUGGAGCGAUGCUCAUGUCUUUACCGGAAUCCUCUCUUCAAAGCUUCUGCAAGAGCGUGUGAGAACUGUGGAUAUUCGACAACCUUUCCCGGCUGUGAGAAGAUACAACCAGGGCGAUAUCACCGGUGCUCCGACUAUUACACAGGAAGCGCUCUACGUGCCGAAUCUGGGACCCUGCAUAAAGGAACUCAGCUUUGUUGUCCCCGGGGGCGACGGCUGGGUCGCGUGGCUGAUGCAUCUUGCGAAAAACAUGCGCGCAUUGGAAGAUUUACGGAUCCAAUUUGCAUCGAGCCUGGCCAAGAAUGCCCUGCGACCAGUGCACGGGCAUGAGACUCUGCCACGAGAAACUAUGUGGGAAGAAGACAGCACUCAGCAUCCACGACGAUUUUUAGUCCUCUUUGGGAAGGUUCUGGAUCGUAGUAAACCAAGACUACGGCGUGUCACUAUCCGACCGGUCACUAGUGCAAUUCUGUCGUGCGACCCGAAAGGUCUCUUCGCCCUACUAGAUGGCAGUAAAUCUUCUUUGCGGCAAAUCGUGAUCGAAAACAUCAUAUUUUUCCCUGAGACGAUAGUUUACCCUGCUGCUGAGGAUGUUCGAGACGGCCUGCGCCACGCCCUCAAGUUCUUGCGAGAUGAGGUGCAACUUGAUUCCAUGGUGUACAGGGUGAAUAUGUCCCAAAACUUGAUGCGCCGUGAGGAAAUGCCGCUUCCGGGGUUGGAUGCGUUUGCUGUUGAUCAUCCGGAUGGAAGCAAUGCUGAAGAUAGACUUGAUGUCGAAAUCAGAUCUGUGGUAGAAGAAUUAGCAGGCUGCAAGAUGAGGCGGGAUGGAUUGGUUCUUGAGAUUUCGCUGAUUAGGAGAUGA